GCCGUUCCCUUCCGGAGCGGGGCGGAGGGCGAUGGCGCGCAUCACGCUGGAAGACCUGGACAGGCUGGGCGACGAGGAGGAGGAGGGCGAGGAGGAAGGGGGGGAGGACGAGGAGGACGAGGAGGAGCGGGGCCGGCUGUUCGCGCACUGGGAGGCCGUGGCCAGCACGCACCGGGUGAACCUGCCCCGAGACAUGGCGGGCCCCAUCGUCCAGAUGAACCGGCACAGACAGACGCGGGAGGCCGUGCCCCACGUCUCCCUGUCGCAGCACGGCAAGUGCGAGGAAGCGGCCUACGAGGAGCGGCAGUACCCAGCUGGGAAGUGGGCCUGUGUCACCAAGGGUGAGCCCCUGUAUGAGCAGAGCAUCUCCCUGAGCUUCAUGAAGCUCAUGCGCUACAUCUGCAAGGAGAACUCUGUAGGCUGCUAUCUGGGCAUGACCGUCCCGGUGCUCAAUGAAAUCCACCUGACCAAGGAGGGGACCGAGCUGGAGCGCGAGGUGCUCACUGCCUACUACAUCCCAGGAGAGUUCCAGCAAAACCCUCCUGCCCCCAUGGACCCCGAAAUCCACAUCACCGAGAGGGCACCGCUCCGGGUGAUAACCAGGGUGUUCUAUGGGGUGACCACCGAGGAGACCAUUCUGCGAGAGAUCUCUCUCUUCUGGGAGCUCCUGGGUUCCACGGACGCUGUGCUGCAGGAAACCUACAUCGUGGCCGUCUAUGAAAACCCCAGCAUCCCUCAGCGGCGCAACGAGAUCUGGUUCAUCCGCCGGGCAGAGUGAGGCCCCGCUGCUGUGCUGCCCUACGCUUGGCGAGCUGUGACCUGGAGGAGACGGCCAUGCGCCCUCACCCACCGCUCACCCACACACCCAGCUGGGGCACCCAGCCGGCACGCCGCACCAGGCGGUGACUGAGGGCUCGCCCGGCUGCGCUCCUCCGGCCCCGGGCGCGGGCUGCGGGCUCGUGCCGGCCGUGUAGUGUCCGGGUGCCAAAUGGCCGCCCGCGAGGCGUCGGGCUCCGCGUGGGCCUCCGCGAUUGCUGCACGGAGCCGCCGGAGUGCUGCCGCGGGGACAGGGGGACCCGAGGGGAGAGGGCCGGUUGCGGGCACGGUCGCCCGGCAGCCGGGAGGGACGGGUGCCACGGUGCCGAGGGCACCUGGAGCAGCGCGCUUCCCCGGAGGAGGCCGGUGGUGCCAACUCAA
Molecule: messenger RNA, 1197 nt
Organism: Lagopus muta (rock ptarmigan)
Lineage: Eukaryota; Metazoa; Chordata; Aves; Galliformes; Phasianidae
Product: heme-binding protein 1-like
Exons: 5
Coding region: 32-778 (248 amino acids)
Source: RefSeq, a predicted model, not a curated record